Zea mays is the source of this 1413-nucleotide messenger RNA. RefSeq names its product TMV-MP30 binding protein 2C. The record is from RefSeq and is a predicted model, not a curated record. Gene Ontology annotation, molecular function: microtubule binding. The coding region runs from base 142 to 1128 and encodes 328 amino acids. The transcript has 6 exons. Lineage: Eukaryota; Viridiplantae; Streptophyta; Magnoliopsida; Poales; Poaceae. Gene Ontology annotation, biological process: plasmodesmata-mediated intercellular transport.
UGCCUCGAAAAGCCUUAAACCCCGACCACAGCCUGUCCGAGUCACCCGACCGUUUUCCAUCUUCACUCCCAACCGUUUCAUUCCCACCUAACUUACUUUUUCCGAUUUCGACUCGAUUCGUCAUUCCAAACAGGACACCGAAUGCACGAUCGAUCCCACAAGCCGCAGCCGCCGGAGGCUGGCGAGGGCGCCGGCGGCGGGAACGUGGAUCGAGUGCUCUUCAAGAACCUCGUCGAGAUGGUGCCGCUCGUCGAGUCGCUCAUGGACCGGAGGGUCAACUCGGCCUACUCGCGACGCACUUCGCUAGUCUACACGCCGGCGCCGCCCAAGAAGAUUAGACCACCUCACAACGACAGUUUCCCUAGAUCUUUGAUGAACCUGAGGAUGGAUGCUUCGUUCUUACAGGCGAGCGAAUUGGAAAGUGUCAAAUUGCCACAGAGCGUAUCGGCCAAAAAGCGGAGAGACCCUGGCGAUGUAUCCAAGAAGAGCACCCCUGAUUCUAACGGCGACAACGGCUUGGUUGUGCCAUUGUCUCUAUCGGGUGCUGAAAAUAAGCCCAAGGAUGAUGUUGCUGGGCUGCGCGAGCAGGUCGAUUACCUGCAAAAGAAACUGCUCGAGAAGGAGGAGGCGCUGAGGUCCGCGGAGAGCCUCGUGACUGAGAUGAACGCGGCAUAUGCAACCAUCGAUGAACUCCGACGCCUGGUGUCUGACAAAGAAGCUUUGAUCAGAUCUACCAAUUCUCAGUUGCAUGAUGCAAAGAUUAUGCUUGCAGACAAGCAAGCAUCUGUAGAGAAACUGGAAUGGGAGGUAAAGAUGUCAAAUAAAAAGGUCGAAGAUCUUCAAGGAGAUGUGUCAAAUAUGGGAUUCGAGAUAAGCUCGUUGAUGGCAUUUUUCGAUAAAAUUUCAGAGAAUCUUUCAGGUGACUCUUAUGAUGACACAGUACCAUCAUCAUAUGAAUUAGAGGCAAUUCAAUCAACGAGUGAAAUUGACAAGAUCGAGGUCGACAAAAUAGAGCAGGAGAGGAUUACCUAUGGUGAAGCUCUCGCGGCAGCGAGAGAGAACCCUGACGAGGAGCACUUGAAUAUAGCUGCCGAGGCAAGGUCAAGGCUGCAGGUCCUUGUACUAUAGUGGUGGCCCCCUUCUAAUUCUAGUGUAUGUAUGAUAAUGUUGAACUGCUGAUGUAAUUUUACCUUGUUGGCUUGAGUUGAGGCGCUUGUGAAAUCGUUCCAGGGGUAAUGGAACGAGCACUGUAUCUUUUUUUUUUCCUGAGGUCUGCAUUUUUUAUCAUGAAGCUUGAGCUAUAGUUAGAUUUUUUGUGACGGUUAUCAUCUCAAGAUUUAAACCUAUGGUUGGAACUGCUUAUGUAAAUUGUUCUUGAGCCUAAGGUAUAGGCAAUAGCUUUUUAACAGUGUA